UUUCUUGACUCAAGCUGAAGAAUGCUGACUCUGUGACAUCAUUGUCCAGCACUGCUCAGAAACUGUGUGAGCUGGGCACUGGAGUUCCCAUGUUGUCAUCCAACCUCUCUGAGUUCUCUGGCAAAACAUCCAUUCUCAAAUAUCUGCAAUCCAAUGACAGAUUUCCAAAGCGCCCGAUUUGCCAACAAUUUAUGGAAAAGCUGGGCGGCAAAAAGUGCAAAAACAUUACCCAUGAGGAGCUGAAGGACCUCAAGCCAUUUGCAAGAUGUAUGCCACUGUGUGUGCUCAGGCGGCUCAAAGCCAAGGCAAUCAUGGCUGACCAGACGACUCUGAUGAACAUCACCAAGUGCUUGAGAAAGGGGCAGUUGAUGGCCAUGUUUCAGGGGCUGAGAGAGAGUGUGGAUCCCUCAGAGAUGGUGGAGAAGUUGCCUGACUCUGUGCUUCCGAUGAUUCCUCAAAGCUUCUUGAAAAAAGUCAAUCUCACCGCUUUGAAGAAUAAAAAGAAGAUUUACUUACAGUCAGUAUGCCAGGCAAAGAUGACGUUCAGUCGUCAGUUGAGUGAUUUUAGUGACGAGAAGAUGGCUAACAGUGACACACAGGACAUGAUGAAGGCCCUAUCAGAUAAUCCAGACUGUCUCUCCAAAGUACAGGCCGGACGUGCUGCUCUAAGGUUUUUUGCUGCUGCAGAGAAAAGGAGAGGAGAUUUUAUCAAAAACAUGACAGCGGAGGAAAUGGAUAGGAUCCAUCUCAUAUUACUUCUUUACCUGCCCCCUCGCAAGGUGAAGGACUUGCCUUCCUCUGUGUGUCCCAGCUUCCUCAGAAAGAUGAAAGCGGCCAACUUGAAAUUAUUACAUCAUCGUGCCCCGUCUCGCCCCGCACUCAUCCAGAAGGCUCUGGACUGUCUGGCAAAUGGAAGGAAUUUGUCAGCACUGACCCGUGAGGAUAUGUCCAAGCUUGGACAACUCGUGUGUGAGCUGCCUGCUUCCCAGCUGCGCCUCAUGUCCCCUAACGUUGUCAACUCCAGUCUGCAGCUCAUGGCUUCAUGCAAGCACAUACCUCAAAGACACCGAGCAGAUCUGAAACAGCUGAUUGAUGAGACUUAUGGGGAUCCAUCUGAUUGGUCUGCAGAGACAAUGGAAGCGCUGGGUCCUCUCCUUGUUUUGGAUGAGAAUGCCAUAUCUUCUCUGCCAAAUAAGCCUUGGAUGAAGGACGUCCUCUUUCUUCUGAUUCUGCGCAUGCUCAACGUCCCUCGUGCACUGGAAAAGAAAUUGUUCACGCUGGUCACCGCCACGACAUCACAUGCAGCAUGUAGGAGAGCAGCUAACAUCACCACGGACAAUGAUGACCGCACUCAAGGUGUACCCACUGUGAUGACAAUCAGGGUACUGGGAAAGAACAAUGUCUACUGGACAGCGGCACAGCUGGACAAAAUGUCAAAUGAAACCUUCCUUGCUAUUGUAGAAAUACUUGGUGCCAUCCCUGACUUCAAUGAGCAGCAACUCGCUGUGCUAACCAAAAAAGCAAUUCAGGCGUUCGGCCCAGUGUCACAAUGGACUGAGGCUGUAGUGGAGCAGAUAGGAUGUAUAAUCAAGGGCUUCUCUGACGCAGACCUGGAGACUUUUCCUUUGACUCUGGACACUAUCAAAGACACUGUCAACUGUGGCUGGAAUGCGUCACAGGUGACGUCAGUGUGGAAGGCCAUUGCUAAAAAUGACAACCUGACUGCACAGCGGCUGGGGGUUACAGAGAUCGUCACACUGGAUCAGUUCCUGUGUGGCCUCAACACCAGCGAGAUCAGACAGCUUGACAAGGAAGCUUUCAGGGAUGCUGUGGGCUUGAUUAAUGACAUUAAGUGCCCCUCCAUGGUGGCAAAGCAGUUGAAACUUCGUCUUGUGUCUUUGUUCGGAACGCCCAAAAACUGGACUGAAGUGCAAGUGUGUGAGAGUGGCAACAACAUUGCUGAGUUAGAUCCAGAAGAGUGGAAGUCUCUACGCGCGUCUGUCUUUUCAUUUAUCAGGCAAACCGCUAUCCCACUCAUAGCACCCAAAACCAUGGCUACUUUCUCUGUUGAACAGCUCAUGGAGCUUGGUCCUGGAAAUGCUGCCAUGGUAACCGACGAACAGCGAAGAGUGCUGAGUGAUGAGCAACGGGCUGCUUUAGAAGAGGCUCUGACCGGGCCUUCUGAGCAAACCCUAAAGACUGGCACUUCAGGAGCGCCAUCACUGGGCGUGGAGGGGACCACAGCUUUCAUGAAGCCCCUCCUCUUCUUCCUCAUGGUCGUCCUGCUGCUGUGAGACCAGUCACCAGAUAAUUGAGUGGUAGAACCUGCAGCAACUUUAGAUAAGCACUCACUUUGAUAUAGCAUUAUUUCUAUUUUUAUAUAUAUAUUUCUAUAUUAUCUAUGACAGACUAUUGGUGACACUGUAAUUCUUCAAGUGAAUCUAUUUGUGAUUAACAAAUUUCUCAUAGACGGGUUAUUGUUAUUCUUAAAUUUCCGUAUUUAUCAAGUUCACUUUUGAAACUUUCUGUCGUUAUACAUUUCACAUAAAGUAUAUUUUAGUUGAAUGAAGAGGUAUAUACUGUCUGGGCAUGUGAUACUGUGCCCACAGAAGACGAUGUGUGAUUAAAAUAAAUUGUAUAUUUGGAGACAAAAAACAACAUUUGGUUAGAAAUUGUAUCCUCAAGGCAAAAUCCCAAAUAGGACAGAGUGCGACAGAGUGUGUAGGGUCUUUCUCUUUUUUUAAUCUCAGUGAUAUUGAUGCAUGGAUAUUAUCUCAGGAAUGAAAUCUGUAAAAAUAGAAGCUUGUAAGAAACAAACAGCUGUAACAAUGGUGCCAUUAAACAAAGAAAAGCAUCCCAAGCAAAAACAUCAGCACAGUUUUAAGUUUGUUUUUCUGAUCAAUGUCAAAGACUGCAAGAAUAAUCACUCGGAAUAAAUGGUUCAUCGUG
Molecule: messenger RNA, 2949 nt
Organism: Solea senegalensis (Senegalese sole)
Lineage: Eukaryota; Metazoa; Chordata; Actinopteri; Pleuronectiformes; Soleidae
Gene: otoa
Product: otoancorin
Exons: 17
Coding region: 90-2294 (734 amino acids)
Biological process (GO): cell-matrix adhesion
Cellular component (GO): cell surface
Source: RefSeq, a predicted model, not a curated record